Messenger RNA from Stegostoma tigrinum, 4655 nucleotides. It is a transcript of the gene rhof, whose product is annotated as ras homolog family member F. The record is from RefSeq and is a predicted model, not a curated record. Gene Ontology annotation, biological process: cell migration; small GTPase-mediated signal transduction. The transcript is spliced from 6 exons. NCBI's taxonomy places the organism in Eukaryota, Metazoa, Chordata, Chondrichthyes, Orectolobiformes, Stegostomatidae. Gene Ontology annotation, molecular function: GTP binding; GTPase activity. The coding region runs from base 1046 to 1681 and encodes 211 amino acids.
AAUUGCGCAAAAGGAAGGCUGAAAGAAAACAGGUCGCAAGCCAUCGGGUUUGUUUAGCACGUGUCUUUUCAAUGAUAGAUUCAGAUUCUCCAGCAUCUGCAGUUCCUAUUUUCUCUUUUCAAAGAUAACAAGGUGUAGAGCUGGAUGAACACACCAGGCCACGCAGCAUCAGAGGAGCAGGAAAGCUGACCUUUUGGGCCUAGACCCUUCUUCAGAAAAUGCCAUUUCAAUGAUGUUGUGACCAACUUGUCGAAAGAAAACUUUGUCCGGCUACUCGCUAUUUUUUUCUUUUAAACAAUACUUGCACACUUUUGCUGCAGAUUCCCGGCCAGUCCUAUAGGUUGGGAACCCCCACUGUGAGCAGUGACCUACCAAAAUGGGGAAGGCUCAUUCGGUAACACGAUGAACACAUCAAGGGAUUUCUCGCAGAAAUGAAGAAGGAACACUGGGAGCGGGAAAUAAACCUCUGAAAGAACCCAACUGUGCCAGCACCAUGGGGUUUAUCAGCCAUCUGGGAGACCCUGAGUAGCAGGAAAUGAUCCUCAAUCCCGAGCGAUGGUGGGUGGGUGGGAAGUGAACAGUUUAGCCGAUAUUGGUGCUUGCUGCAGUCCAGGUAAGGAUGUGGCAGCUCCCAGUCUUUACGAAAUAAGGUGCACGGCCUGGGCUCACUCAGAACGAGAAGUGAAUGCUCACGGCUUGCCGUGAGGCGUGUCUGCCGAACAGGAGUGUCCUCCUCCUGAUCCGUGAACACCUCCCCAGACACUCAGAUCAACGUCUUUCCGGACAGUCAAGGGCAAGGCUGCCUCACAUCGCCCCAAAAUACUAGCUGUUUGAAACGAGACGGACGCACGGGUUCUUCUAGGAGCGGAAAACUAAUGCAAUCAGGAAGCCAGCGUUUAUCUGGCGGGGAGUUGAGGUGAUCGUACAGCAGAUGCCUCGCCAAAUGUCACGUUUCUGGCCCGGAGGAGUUUCUAGGACAUAACUGUGAACUAAGAGGGAGGGUGAAAACUGAACUUUAUCUUUAGAGAAUCAGUCAUCAAAUAAGAUGGCUUUGGAAAAUGGUCAUAAUGUUAAAGCUGCCGGCGCGGAUGGAAAAGAACUGAAAAUUGUGAUAGUGGGAGACGGUGGCUGUGGGAAGACCUCGCUACUUAUGGUGUUUGCCAAGGGAGACUUCCCAGAACAAUAUGCCCCAUCCGUGUUUGAGAAGUAUGUGAAAGAUAUCACAGUUAGAAACAAGAAGUUUACUUUGACUCUUUAUGACACUGCAGGUCAAGAGGAUUAUGACAGGCUCCGCCCACUAUCCUACCAAGAUACAAACAUCUUCUUAAUCUGUUAUGAUGUCACAAACCCCACAAGUUUUGAUAAUGUCCGUAUUAAGUGGGUUCCAGAAGUAAGUCACUUUUGCCAGGGGGUUCCUAUAUUCCUGAUCGGUUGCAAAACAGAUCUUCGAAUGGACAAAGAACGUUUGAGAAAACUGAGAGCUGCCCAGCAAGAGCCAAUCACAUACAAUGAGGGUGAAGAGACUGCUCGCCACAUUAAUGCAGUGAUGUACUUGGAAUGUUCAGCCAAAUUCCGUGAGAACAUAGAGGACAUCUUCAGAGAAGCUUCAAGUGCAGCUUUAAAUGCCAUAAAGAAGAGGAAAAGCAAAAAGAGGAAGCAGAAGCAAUGCUUGUUACUUUGACAGUGGUUACCUAUGGAAGUUAAUGGACAUCAGUGUGCCAGACUAGAAUGCAUAUACUGUAUUAUAAUUAGUUCAUAGCUUUUAACAAAUUUAUUUGUAAUUGUGAUAUAUUCUCACUGAACUCGUUUUACUAUAAGGUGAAAGUUAUCUUGUCGCACUCCCAAGAUACUUCAGGCUAGGAAUGCAUUGCUGAAGCACAAAAUAAAUCAUCAGAUACAAGAAGAAUAAAAGUCUUUAGUGUGUUACAGAAACAGGCACUUCAUCCACAUUAAAAACAAGUUCAUACAAAAAGGAAAAGAUUGUAAACACUGAGCAUUUGAAACAAAAAUGAUACAUAAAUCGAUGGAGACACAGCACGUAUGUAGGAUGAAGCCAAGACAGCGUUUUGAAAAGGUAUAUCUUCACGACUUAAGACAAGCUCUCAUUGAAAUGUUGACUUGAUGCUGACAUUCUGUUGUGUAUUUUCAGCAAGUUUGAUUCUUGUGUUUACGUCACUCAACAUCACUUAAACAUCACUGCUUCUGUUGGAUUUAUUGCUUCAUAUGUCUCAUGCAACUUACUGUUGAAUGCAAAAUAUGUUCAAUGUUAUUUUGUAAAAUAAUGUACAAUAGCAGCUGUUUUCGCGUUAACCAUGCUUUAAAUUGUGAUAAAAGUAAAAGUAUAACCUGUCACUACAAGCAAUGGCAGCUUAAUGGCACUAAAGCACUUUUUUUUCACCAUUUUUCUUCUGCUUCUGAACACAUGGACUUAAAUGAAGGAUACAGUUUCACAAGUGCCUGGAGGAGGUUUGUCCAACACCAAUUUAAGUCUGAAUCCAGUUAAGUGCAACUGGAUAAUUUUGUAAGGAGCAACAUGUUCCUCCAAUCAGAAGUUGUUUCUGAGACUAAGUGAGACAUAAAACACUCCUCCCCCUCUUUUUAAACAAAACAUACCCAGGCUGAAAGGACACCAAUUUCCAGCCUCCAUUUGCAAUUGAGUUCUGACGAGGCCAGUUCGGAACGUGUCCCGCCUGAAGUAAAGUAGGGCCAGUGUUAGUUAAUCCUCACUCCUUCACUCAGUCCUGGACCUCCAGCCUGGUGAUCUGGAUUUAAGGUACACCUUCUCUCUUUAGUUCUGCUUCUUAACUGUAAAGGUGGAAAAAGAGUUUUAUUAGUGGGUCUGCAGCUUUGCAAAUUUGAAUGGUCAUUUUAUUGAUUACUUGUUUAAAGCAGGAACGUAUCAUUUGAAAUCUUUUCCCUCUCAAAAUUCAUUCAUGUUGAGUGUUGAUCUAAAACUUCUUUCUGAAGUUGCCCUGUCCCCACAAGAGUGGGUGAUAAAUUGAAAUAUGUCUCCCCUCCCACAAAAAGUUGCAUGACUAUGGUCCCAAAUUUCAGACCGCUUUCUCAAAUUUCUUUUGUUAGAUGUCCUAACCUUAAAUAACAGCAGGCAAUUCAGUUUUAAUGAGUUAAAAUUGAACUCCACCCUCUCCUCUUCAGUUUCGAGUAGCUGUGAAUAUUUUCUGAUAUCCCCCACCCCUGGUUUCUGAAUGCCAGUGACUGUAUGUCACCUCUCUACCACUACCAGCUGAAAACAUUUUCUUUCACACCAAAAGUAAAACUAAGAUCUUCUUAUCUGUAUCACUCAGGUCCACGGUGACGCAGCUUCUCGAAAUGAUCUAUCAGGAAAGCUGCUAAAGCACUUUACGAAGCAGACACAUCAAAGGAAUAAGUUUUUGUUGAACAUCUGCAAAUCUUUUCUAGUUUUGCCCCACUCAGAGAAAUAAACAGUUGCAAGGAUGAUCUUGGAGCCAGACACACAUGAAUUAUGCUGUUUCCAAAGAAAUAGAGGAUGGGGCAGCACAGCGGUUAGCGCUGCUGCCUCACAGCGCUAGGGACCUGGGUUCAAUUCCACCCUCGGGUGGCUUUCUGUAGGGAGUUGGCAUAUUCUCCCUGUGUUUGUGUGGGUUUUCUCCCACAGUCCAAAGAUGUGCAGAGUAGUAGAUUAGCCAUGGGAAAUGUAGGGUUACAGGGAUAUGAUUUGGGGGUAUAUGCUCUUCAGAGGAUCAGUAUGGACUUUGUGGGCCAGCUUACCUGCUUCCACACUGUGGAGAUUCUAUGAUUCUAAGAUCAAAUGACCUUCUGUUAGGAAACAGACUGCUGAUUUUAUAAGACUAAACAUCACAUUCCAGGGAAAUAUCAAAUUUCUUUUUGAUCUUCACAUCCUUUCAUAACCUAGUCACUAUCUAACCUAAAUUACUAGGCAGAAAGGGCUCCUGAUUGCAGCAUAUCAUUGCAAAAGUUAAGUUCUUAAUAAAUGAGAGAACUUUUUUUUUCAUUUGUUCGGGAUAGCUGAAAUGCUAGAAAACACUGACAGAUGUCUGCAGCUGUCUGCCUUUUCCUGCAGCCAGAACCCAAGCUGGCUUGUCCGGCAUGAUACAAAGAUAGAAGACAGCAUUAUAAUGAUCUAUUCACUGCAUUUGCUAUGAUACAUAUAUGGAGAUUCCUUAAGUACUAGCAGGAUAGAAGUUUCUGUAGCACAACAAUUCAUUCUUCAGAAGCGUGCUCUAGCUAAGCUUAAGCUAAUAUUACCUGGAGAAAAUGGGCACAAUGUAAAAUGAGCUGUUGUUUCAAUAUGACUUGUUUCUUGCUUUUGUGCAGACUGAUUUCAGCCCUGAGUAUAUUUUCACAGAUUGUUCUGUCACUUUUAAUGUUUCUGUCAAUGUAAGGAUGAUGCUCAGUCAAAAAUUGUACUGAAAAGGUGAACUGGUAAACAUAACAAGGUGUAGAGCUGGAUGAACACAGCAGGCCAAGCAGCAUCAGAGGAGCAGGAAAGCUGACGUUUCAGGUUGAGACACUUCUGAGGCUGGUAGUCUGGCAGUUUUUUUUGUCUCAGAUGUAGUUGUUGAGAAUCAAACUUAAACUUCAGCAAACCAGUGUGGAAAACAUUAUUUUAAUGCAGUAUUUUAGACCAUUGACAUUGCUACAUCCAUCCUAUG